UGAUAAUGGUCUUACUAAGAGUGGAAAUUUAAAGUGUGCAGAUUUAAACACAGUAUGUCAUUGUGUGUUAAAUGCAUGGGAUGAUAUCUUUCAUGAUAUUAUUAUUCAGGCAUUUAAAAAAUAUGGUAUUUCUAAUUGUUUAUCAGGAAGUGAGGAUCAUUUAAUUUAUGAGGAUGAUAGUAAGAAUUCAGACGAUGCUGAUGCAGUCGAAGAUUCGGGCGAAGAUACAGGCAAAGAUAUAGGCGAAGGUUCAGACGAAAAUACUAACAAGGAAAAUGAUUUUAAUAAUUGGCCAGAAUGCUUUGUUGUUAUUUAA
Cetraspora pellucida is the source of this 316-nucleotide messenger RNA. NCBI's taxonomy places the organism in Eukaryota, Fungi, Glomeromycota, Glomeromycetes, Diversisporales, Gigasporaceae. The record is from the annotation of a GenBank genome assembly.